Blastocystis hominis is the source of this 670-nucleotide messenger RNA. RefSeq lists its product as hypothetical. The coding region runs from base 29 to 670 and encodes 213 amino acids. NCBI's taxonomy places the organism in Eukaryota, Bigyra, Opalinata, Blastocystidae. The transcript has 4 exons. The record is from RefSeq and is a predicted model, not a curated record.
GGUUUCGGCAGAUGAUAUCGAGGGAAAAAUGAAUUGUGCCCAUGUUCGCUUUCAGAUGCCUCAAGGAUAUUACAAGAUUUUCUUCAGAUCUGCCAAUUGUCACAAAUGCUUGUUCCAAGAGUUUGAUGAGUCUAUGAAAGGUGGAUUUACGAGAUAUCGUAUAACCGAUAUGCAGUUCCCUCUUGAUUUCCAGGUGACUCGAGUUGAAAAUGGAAUAGAAGCGGAAGAGACUUCCAUUAUCACAUCGGUCCAGCUUCAAGAAUAUGGCAUGUACACGUUGAACUAUACCGACGCUUCGGUCCCGAUGCAGCUUAUUACAGACAAGAAAGGUCAUGACUACUACGUUCCCUUAUACUUUAUGAUCGCGAUUACCUUUGCAUUUUGUUUUUUUGUUGUGAUGAUCGAAAACAUUCGCAAGGGAAGGAAUGAAGAAGCCUCCAAAACUGAAGCAAGCUCCGUCAAUGAGCCACUCAUCCAAAAGGAGAAACAAUCCGUUGUCUCCCAGCCAAUGAAAUCACGCGUGCAAUCGAUCGACGUGUUCCGAGGCAUCACGAUCUGCAUCAUGAUCUUCGCGAACUAUGGAGCAGGCCAAUACAGUCACUCCCUCAUGCAUGCUGCCUGGGAUGGAAUCACGUUUGCGGACUUCGCGUUUCCUCUGUACAGCGGAUGA